This is a messenger RNA of Micropterus salmoides (largemouth bass), 1372 nucleotides long. RefSeq lists its product as uncharacterized. The transcript is spliced from 5 exons. The record is from RefSeq and is a predicted model, not a curated record. Gene Ontology annotation, molecular function: protein binding. The coding region runs from base 38 to 727 and encodes 229 amino acids. Lineage: Eukaryota; Metazoa; Chordata; Actinopteri; Centrarchiformes; Centrarchidae.
GAGAUGGACAGGCACUAUCACAAGAGCUCCACGUUUGAUGCCAAACAGCACCGUGAGCACCAAGGGAAUCAUGCCUGUGCCCAAGAAAGCAGGAAGAAAAAACAGCAGUGCUGCUGAAGAAAAGCUGCCACAAUAUGAACCAAAUAUUCCUGAACCAACCACCAGGGCUGACUUCAUGAAAUAUUGGAUCCCCCUCUCUCUGGAUGAUAAGACUGCACAGAAACUGUUGUGGAUUUCAGAGGGCGGGUCCAAGGUGGCCCGUACGUCAGAUGCAGUGUGCCCAUACCCCAACAGGCCUGAGAGAUAUGAACACUCACCACAGGUGCUGUGUAAAGAGAGUCUUCUGGGCUAUCGAGGGUACUGGGAGGUGGACUACGAUGGCUGGGUAGUCAUAGGGGUGGUCUGUGAGAGUGCACCCCGGAAGGGCCAGGAUGGACCAUGCGGCAUCGGAGAGAACGCCAGCUCCUGGGGCGCCGGCUGGUCUGGUUCCUGCUACCAAGUCUGGACCAACAGCGAGAACACGGACAUCGAGCUCCCCCAUAGCUCCACCAUUGGCAUCUACGUUGACCAGCCCGCCGGCAUCAUCAAGUUCCUCUUGGUGGAGGGAGAGGGCGAGAAGGAGGUGCGGCUGAUUCACAAGUUCAAAGUCAGCAUCCAGGAGCAGGUUUUCCCCGGGUUCUGGGUUGGCACAAAUUCGUUCUGCCUUAUUCGGAAAAAGGAUCAGUGACACAGCUGAGGGUUUAGCACGCGGGGGAGUCAAAUAAUAAAAAUUUAAGACGGCGUCAGGAGGCAUAUGGAAAGCUUGUGAUGUUUAGGGAACAAGUGUUGUAGUUGUAAAGCACGUUGUGACAUCUUUGUAGAUUGUGUUUGCUUUCUCUGGUGCAUGAAGAAAGCCUCUUGAUUUGAUGUCAUAUCCACAGAUGCCAAAUUAUUUUAUUUACUAUUGUGUAUCUAUUUAUGUAUUUUAUUUAACAUUGAGUUUUAGGCAAGGUCUUGUAUGUUUUUGUAACAUGCAGGAACUUUGUAGGGUGUUUGCUUAACUCUUGAACCUUUUUAAGUGCUAAAUGUAGUCAAUAAAAUUAACUAUUGUUUAAUAACACUGACAUGAGACAGCAUUAUUUGUGUGCGAUACUGCAUUUCAGGGUUGAGAAGAAAUCAGAUAUUAAUUUUCUUCACUUGUAUAGUGGAGUGCUAAGGCCCUCUUGAGGCCGUUCAUAAUAUUGCAUCCACACACACAUAAAAAGAAUCUGUUUUUCUUGGUGUUGCUCCUUUAUUUGAAACGUAGAAGUACUUAACAGAACAUUACACAUUUAUUUGUGUUUUUUUAAAUCUUUCUCUCUCUGUCUCUCUCGCUCAAAAAAAAAAAAAAAAA